AGGAGGCCCGCGCUAAAUCGUGCGCUGCACAAAUUGUUCCAACAAUCUUCUUUAACAAGCUUUUCCCCUUCACUACUAAAAAGUAUAUAACUAGUUUUCAAUCGUCUGCAACUUCUCAGCACUGAAAACAUUCAGACAAUGGCCACCAUUACCAAGCUUAAAGUAGAUGAACUUCGUAAGGAGCUUUCAAGUCGCGGUCUUGAUACCACAGGAACCAAACCUAUACUGGUAAAGAGGUUGGAAGAGGCUAUUGAGGUGGAGGAGGAGGAAAACAAGAAGAAAUUGAAUGGUGAUAAGAAAAGGUCGAGGGUUGAUUCUGACUCAAUUGGGUCAGUGAAAAUGAAUGAUGUGGAGGAGUAUAAGAAAAUGAGUGUUAAGGAGUUAAGGGAGGUAGCUACUUCUCGUGGGAUUUCAAGUACUGGGUCGAAGAAAGAACUUGUUGAGAGGCUUUGUGAUGGUGCUGAUUCACAGAAAAACGACUCAAAAGAUGAUCUUGGAGUCGGAGGUGAAUGCGAGAUAGAGAAAUUGGUCACAGCAACAAAGAAGGGUGCAGCUGUUUUGGAUGAAUACCUGUCAGAUGACAUCAAAGAACGGUACCAUGUCCUGCAACAAGGCAAUGAUAUUUAUGAUGCCACAUUGAACCAAACAAAUGUUGGGAACAACAAUAACAAGUUUUAUAUCAUUCAAGUUCUAGAGAAUGAUAGUGGUGGUAAUUUCCUUGUUUAUACUAGAUGGGGUAGAGUUGGUGCAAAGGGUGGAACAAAGAUUAGUGGUCCCUACACGUCUGCCUAUGAUGCCACAUCUGAGUUUGAGAGUAAAUUCUAUGAUAAGACCAAGAACGAUUGGUCUAACCGCAAAGAUUUUUUUUGUCAACCAAAGCAUUAUGCUUGGUUGGAAAUGGACUAUGCUGAAAAUGGGGAAGACUCCUCAGUCCAAGGACAGUCCAACCCAGUACAUAAAAGUCAACCUCGUGAGACUAAGCUGGAGGCCCCGAUUGCAAAGUUCAUAUCUCUUAUUUGCGACAUCAAUAUGAUGAGGCAGCAAAUGAUGGAAAUAGGAUACAAUGCUAACAAGUUGCCACUCGGUAAAUUGAGCAAGACAACUAUUUUAAAGGGCUAUGAUGUCUUGAAAAAUAUUGCUGAUGUAAUUGGCCAGUCCAACAGACGACUGCUUGAAGAUUUGAGCAGUCAAUUCUAUACAGUCAUUCCUCAUGAUUUUGGAUUCAAGAAGAUGCGUGAAUUUGUCAUCGACACCCCUCAGAAGUUAAAACACAAAAUUGAAAUGGUCGAAGCUCUUGCUGAAAUUGAAGUCGCAACUAAGUUAUUGGAGGAUAACACAGAUAUACAGGAGGAUCCCUUGUAUUAUCAAUAUGAACAACUUCGUUGCAAACUUGUUCCAGUUGAAGUCGGUUCCCAAGAGUUUCUCAUGAUUGAGAGUUACAUGAAGAAUACCCAUGCAAAAACACAUUCUGGUUAUGCUGUCGAUAUUGUUCAAGUAUUUAGGGCAUCAAGAGAUGGUGAAACUGAAAGAUUCCAGAAGUUCUCUGAUACGAGUAAUAGGAUGCUUUUAUGGCAUGGUUCUCGCCUCACAAACUGGGCUGGCAUUCUUUCACAGGGUUUACGAAUUGCUCCUCCAGAAGCACCUUCAACAGGGUACAUGUUUGGGAAAGGUGUUUAUUUUGCUGAUAUGUUCUCCAAAAGUGCAAAUUAUUGCUAUUCCUCCUCUGCUGCUAAGAAUGGUGUGCUUCUGUUGUGUGAGGUUGCUCUUGGUGAAAUGAAUGAGCUGCUGUCAGCAAACUACGAUGCUGAUAAGUUGCCUUCGGGAAAGCUAAGCACCAAAGGAGUCGGUGCCACGGCCCCAGAUCCUAAAGCAUCUCAAAUACUUGAAGAUGGUGUCAUUGUUCCUUUGGGAAAUCCAAAGAACCAACGAAAGCAGGGUAGUUUGUUGUAUAAUGAAUUCAUAGUUUACAACGUGGAGCAAAUAAGAAUGCGCUAUGUUAUCCAGGUUGAGUUCAAUCAUGGAAUAUAAUCAUAUUGUAAAUAUAAUUUC
Solanum verrucosum is the source of this 2049-nucleotide messenger RNA. RefSeq names its product poly [ADP-ribose] polymerase 2. The record is from RefSeq and is a predicted model, not a curated record. NCBI's taxonomy places the organism in Eukaryota, Viridiplantae, Streptophyta, Magnoliopsida, Solanales, Solanaceae. Gene Ontology annotation, molecular function: NAD+ poly-ADP-ribosyltransferase activity.